GUGUCUUUAUUUAUUAUCUGCAUUCAUGAAUUUAUGAAACCCUCUCUCUCUCUUCAUAUGUCUUGAGCUUCCAUUGAAACUAGCUCACUCUACCCUCAGCCUAGCUCAGCUUUUUGGCAGUAAAUUAAGACAACAAUGCAAAUCCAGUUCCAUUUCGAUUAUUAUAAGAAAGAUCGAAACGAAUCAAGAAAGUAGAAACCCACGACUACAACUUUUGUACUUCUUUUUGUCUUUUUAGUCACUUUUUCUGUGAUUCUUUUCUACAUUGAGUAGGUGAUAAUAAUGAGUAGUUGUGAUGACAAUUUGUGGAUUGAUGACUUUUUCAAUAUGGAUGAUCAUGACUCUGAUUUUGGAGAAACCAACAGCAAUAAUAUUCUUCACUACAACCUAGAGGAUCAGGAACUACUAAUUCCUCCUAAUCUAGGGUUAGGAGCAGAAGUCAAAGAGGUGGUGGCGGUUGAUCAUGAUAUUCAGAUCCAAGCUGCUCAAGGUAUGGCAACAAAGAGGCGGAAAGUGACCAGUGUUGAACUAGAAACAAGCAGCGAUCGUGAGUUAAUCAUGUUAGAUGACCAACAACAACAAAUAAUUAAGAGUAAUAAUAUUGCUCAUAUAACCGUGGAGAGGAAUAGGCGAAAGCAGAUGAACCAGAAUCUAUCCCUUCUUCGUUCUCUCAUGCCUUCCUUUUACGUCAAAAGGGGAGAUCAAGCAUCCAUCAUAGGAGGAGUGAUAGAUUACAUUAAUGAACUUCAACUAAUCCUUCAAUCCCUAGAGGCAAAGAAGCAGCGCAAAGUAAUUUACAACCAAGUCCUCAGCCCUAGUCCAAGAAACAAGCCUCCUUUAAGUCCAAGAGUUAUCCUACCCAUGAGCCCAAAAACCCCUCAGCCCACAAUUACUCCAUACAAACUCAAGCCACCGUCACCAGCUGCACUCGAACCUCCAUCAAUACAUUCACCGUCGUCUUCUUCAGGUUCGUUGCCCAACGUUAAUUUAGUGGUGGGCAGUAGUACCGUAUGUGUUAACGAGCUAGCCGCAAGCUCAAAGUCGGCCAUGGCGGAUGUGGAGGUGAAAUUCUCCGGGGAGAAUAAUCUCUUGUUGAAAACGGCUUCGUUAAGGAUACCAGGACAAGCAUUCAAGAUUAUUUCGGCCUUGGAGAAGUUAGCCCUACAGAUCUUACAUGUUAAUAUCAGCACUGUUGAUCAUACCAUGCUUAAUUCUUUCACAAUCAAGAUUGGAAUAGAAUGCCAGCUUAGCGCAGAGGAACUUGCUCAACAAGUUCAGCAAACAUUCUGCUAAUUAUGAAUCAACCAAAUCCUUGAGUACUGCUUUAAUUAAUAUCAUACCUGCAUGCAUUUACUUCAAACCUAACAUUUAAAUUAGUUUCUUGUGCUAAUUAAGAAUAUUAAUGUAUUAUGCAUUUCAUUUCAUGUAUCAGCUUAAUUAAUUAAUUAGUUAAUAGCUAUCAUCAAUUGUUAUU
Molecule: messenger RNA, 1474 nt
Organism: Impatiens glandulifera
Lineage: Eukaryota; Viridiplantae; Streptophyta; Magnoliopsida; Ericales; Balsaminaceae
Product: transcription factor SPEECHLESS
Exons: 3
Coding region: 283-1293 (336 amino acids)
Biological process (GO): guard cell differentiation; stomatal complex development; positive regulation of DNA-templated transcription
Cellular component (GO): nucleus
Molecular function (GO): DNA-binding transcription factor activity; protein dimerization activity
Source: RefSeq, a predicted model, not a curated record